Messenger RNA from Aphanomyces invadans, 594 nucleotides. RefSeq lists its product as hypothetical. Gene Ontology annotation, biological process: lipopolysaccharide biosynthetic process. Lineage: Eukaryota; Oomycota; Saprolegniomycetes; Saprolegniales; Verrucalvaceae. Gene Ontology annotation, cellular component: membrane. The record is from RefSeq and is a predicted model, not a curated record. Gene Ontology annotation, molecular function: acyltransferase activity, transferring groups other than amino-acyl groups. The transcript is spliced from 2 exons. The coding region runs from base 31 to 594 and encodes 187 amino acids.
GACGAUCCCAGGAACGAGAGAGAGGGAGAGAUGUGCUUGCCCCACUUUCCGCUCUGCGCAACGGGGUCGCCAGCAUCAUUCAUGGAUUUCUCGCAGAUGAACGAAGAGCCCGACGUCGAGUACUUUGACGAGCUUGAACUACAGGAGAGCAGCCACGAGCUGUUGCUGACCAAGGCACAACACGGAGCUUCGCCAGCUUCGUCCACGACGAAUGCAAUGGCCGACAAGGUGGCGGCGACUCCACACACCGCCAAGCCGUCGCACGGCCUGUCGUACCGACCCGACAUUGACGGCCUCCGCACACUCGCCGUUGUCCCGGUCGUGCUCUUCCACGCAUACCCAGACAUGUUUCCAAGCGGGUUCAUCGGCGUCGACAUCUUCUUUGUCAUCUCGGGCUACUUGAUCUCGGGCAUUCUCCUCAAGGAAUGCAAGGCCGGGACGUUCACGUACUACGGAUUCUACAGCCGCCGCCUGCGCCGGAUUUUCCCGAUCCUGCUCCUCGUCAUGACGACGACGCUGUGGAUGGGAUGCCUCUACCUCCUCGCGACCAGCCUCAAGGCGCUCGCGGCCACGAUGCUGGCCGGGGUACUUUGA